This is a messenger RNA of Lactuca saligna, 516 nucleotides long. Lineage: Eukaryota; Viridiplantae; Streptophyta; Magnoliopsida; Asterales; Asteraceae. The record is from the annotation of a GenBank genome assembly.
AUGGAAUUAUUGGUACCCAUCAACAAUCGUCUGUACUCUUGGCUCAGUCAUGCCAAGGAAUUUGUUUACACCUUACCUAAUAUAAGUAUAUCCACCUUUACCACCAGCGACCCCAAAACUUGGUUCUUGCCCGUAGAGUUAUAUGAUGAUGAUGUAGGAGUUGAUGAUGACAUGUUGGUAGACACUGGACAUGCUGGUAGCCCAUUUGAGGCCAAAGACCAUUAUGACCUCCCAAUCCGACAAUUUCCUCCACCCUCUUAUACUCAACCUUCGGGAGCACACUUCAAGACACAACAUGAGUACCGGUCCUAUCAACAACACAAUGAGCCCGAACCCGAGUAUCCUCUUGAUAUAUACGCUCAGCUUGUCGCCAUGCGCCUCAAGGGUAACCGAAACACAGCAGCCAUUCGGCGUAUCGAGGAUCAACAAGCUCGCACCAACAACUACAUUGAGGAUCUUUGGUAUCAUUUUCAGCCCGAAGGUGGUUACCGUCCUCGCGGGCCUCCUCAACCUUGA